Messenger RNA from Lepisosteus oculatus (spotted gar), 1054 nucleotides. It is a transcript of the gene dpm1, whose product is annotated as dolichyl-phosphate mannosyltransferase subunit 1, catalytic. Gene Ontology annotation, cellular component: endoplasmic reticulum membrane. Gene Ontology annotation, molecular function: dolichyl-phosphate beta-D-mannosyltransferase activity. Gene Ontology annotation, biological process: dolichol-linked oligosaccharide biosynthetic process; GPI anchor biosynthetic process; protein O-linked glycosylation via mannose. The record is from RefSeq and is a predicted model, not a curated record. Lineage: Eukaryota; Metazoa; Chordata; Actinopteri; Semionotiformes; Lepisosteidae.
UUUUAUUGUGACACUUACUUCCGGUUCUGCACUUCCAACAUGGCAAGCAGGAGAAGCUCGGAGAAAAGCCGUACCGGGACAGAUAAAUAUUCAGUAUUACUGCCCACUUACAAUGAAAGGGAGAACUUACCAUUAAUUGUGUGGCUUUUAGUGAAAUACUUCGGAGAAAGUGAGUGCAACUAUGAGAUCAUUAUAAUUGAUGAUGGAAGUCCUGAUGGGACACUGGAGAUGGCAGAUCAGUUGCAGAAGAUAUAUGGUUCAGAUAAAAUACUUCUUCGACCUAGAGCAAAGAAACUGGGAUUAGGGACAGCUUACAUUCAUGGAAUUCAGCACGCUACUGGGAAUUACAUCAUAAUUAUGGAUGCUGAUCUCUCCCACCAUCCAAAAUUCAUUCCAGAAUUUAUACGAAAGCAGAAAGAGGGAAAUUACGAUCUUGUUUCUGGGACUCGCUACAAAGGAGAUGGAGGGGUAUACGGUUGGGAUCUCCGAAGAAAACUCAUCAGUCGUGGUGCAAACUUUGUGACGCAGGUCCUGUUGAGGCCUGGGGCAUCAGAUUUAACGGGCAGCUUCAGGUUGUAUAAGAAGGAGGUCCUAGAGAGGCUGGUGGAGAAGUGUGUCUCGAAGGGCUAUGUAUUUCAAAUGGAGAUGAUUGUCAGAGCCCGACAACUGGGAUACACUAUUGGAGAGGUUCCAAUUUCAUUUGUGGAUCGUGUUUACGGUGAAUCCAAACUCGGAGGAAACGAAAUUGUCUCCUUUCUAAAAGGGCUGUUAACACUGUUUGCCACCACUUAAGGUUCAGUUCCAUUUCUAUUGUAACCUCUUAAGAAUGUUAAAGAAAUCUUUAAAGUUCUGUGUUGAAGAAGACUAUUGUUCUCAUGUACAGUAUAUUGUUCUGGUCUGCAAUCCCAUUAUGUGGAGGAGUUACAAAUUAAUUUGUUCAGCAUUAGCUGAAGAACUGUACUGAACCAAAUGGGAUCUGCACAGGAGCUGAAAUGCAGUUGGUUUUAGUUACAUGUUCCCCUGUUGAAAUGCAUAAAGCUGCACCUUUCCAAAA